CUCAUAGGGCUGCAUUGCUAAUUCUAGGUCAAGCAGCUACAUGGCAGUCUCUCUCUGAUAUAGGCUUAUAGGCUAGACAUACGCGGAGAGCAUGAACCAUCCUUCCCCGGUCCAUUUCAUGCUUCAUCCCCACCAAGACGGGAUGGGAUUUUCAUACCACCCUCAAAAAAUUGUCCGUGGCCAAGAGCAUGCGCUAAAGAUUUUCCAGGCAGCGGGUUGAUAGAUAUAAAGCGUCAUCUGGCCCCGAAUGUUUUUAAUUUUGAACCGUCCUAUUCUUCUUCUAAGCCACCAUGGCGGAAUCUCAUCUCAAUCGUCAGGCUUCUUCCAUCUCUUAUACGUAUGACAACCUGACGGGAUGGAGGCGACUGCGCCCCUUGCGCCUCUUCCGGGGUAUGUAUCACGAUGUACGCCGUCGUCUGCCAUACUACUGGAGUGAUAUCCGCGAUGCCCUCACCUACCGCACCAUUGCUAGUACCAUUCGAAUGUAUUUUGUCAACAUCCUCCCCGCCAUUGCCUACACGUUGGAUAUGUAUCGCCGCACCGGCGAGUUCUACGGCAUUAACGAGGCGUUGUUCUCGUCUGCGUUGGCUGCCAUGAUCUUUAGCCUUCUAGGCGCUCAGCCGCUCACCAUCGUCGGCAUCACAGGUCUAAUAUCGUUAUUCAACUACACGAUCUAUGAUAUUGUCAUCCAGUACAGGCCAGCCAUAUACCCAAACUUCAUGUGCUGGACCGCCAUCUGGGCUGCCGUCUUCCAUUGGAUUGUCGCUGUCUGCAACCUCUGCGAUUACAUGCGCUAUGUUACAGACUUUUCGUCCGAGUCUUUCGGUGCUUAUGUGGGGAUUAUCUACUGCAUCAAAGGAGUGGAGGAGCUGGUGAAUGAAUUUACGGAACAUGGCUCAACCGCCGGAUUCAUGAGCUGUAUGAUUGCCAUUCUCUAUUUCCUGACGAUAUACAGCCUGGAGAUGCUGGGAUCCAGCACAAUAUGUCGGCCGUGGUUCCGGGGGCUGCUCGCUGAUUACGCCUAUGUGAUUGGUACCAUCUUCUGGGUUGGUUUCUCGCACAUCCCAGGGAACCUGAAAUCCACGCAAAUUUCUUUUGUCCCCACCAGUCGGGCUUUCUACCCUACCCAGCCCCGCGGCUGGCUGAUUCAUUUCUGGGAGCUCGACAUGAAAUGGGUCUUUGCUGCAUUGCCAUUUGGGUUUCUGGUGAUGCUACUUUUCUACUAUGACCAUAAUGUUAGCAGUCUCACCGCACAGGCGAGGCAAUUCCCCCUGAAGAAACCGGCCGGAUUUCACUGGGACUUUUUCCUCCUUGGCUGCACGACGUUUCUGGCGGGAAUGACCGGUAUCCCCAUGCCGAACGGACUAGUUCCUCAGGCACCAGUACAUACCGACUCUCUCACCAUCUACGAAACCGAACUGUGUCUUGUCGGGACAGAAGAAGGUGAAGGCGUCGAGCUCCGUCGACCCAUAGUCAAAGCCACUGCCGUAGUGGAGCAGCGUGUCUCGCAUUUUCUCAUGGGGCUGGCAAUCAUCGGCACCAUGACGGGCCCGUUGCUGAUCGUGCUCCAUACCAUGCCCGCCGCCGUCUUUGCAGGCGUCUUCUUCAUCGUCGGCUGGGGCUCCAUUGAAUCAAACGGUAUGCUGCAGAAGACGAUCUUCCUCCUGCGCGAGAACCGCUUCAUCCAGCGGGAUGAGCCGCUACUGCGAGUGAAGCGGAGGAAGAUACUACUGUAUAUCUCUUGUCAGGCGAUUGGAGUGGCUGCGUGCGUGGCUAUCUCGCAAACGAUUGCUGCCAUUGGCUUCCCCAUUCUUAUCAUCGCGCUUAUCCCUUUCCGUGUCUGGACUAUUCCGAAGUGGUUCAGUCAGGAGGAGCUGGAUAUCUUGGAUGACUUGACGGCGAAUAACACUGCCGUUUUGGCGAGCCUAGGUGGUCCUCCGCGAUUCCCUAAUGCAAAGGAACAACACUAUGGUUUGGAACGCAGUUACUCCGAGCAUAGAAGGGGGUCUUAUCGCCAACGUGCUGGGAGCAUUCAUCGCUAGGGUGUGUAUUAAGCUGGAAUGAAAGGCAAGCGUGGCCAGAGUAUCGGAAGAUACCGCAUGCGGCCAAGUGCAGAAUGGAUCUUGUGACCUCCAGGAAUACAUAUCAUGAAGAUGGCGAUGGGCGUAAUGUCUCUGCCAGCUACAGCUAUAUAUGUCUGGUAACGAUGUGCAUGUUAGCGGGCAGGAAGUAUUACAAAAAAUAGGAGAUAAGGGGAUUGACCGCCGACCAAGGGGCUGGGUUCCACAACUGAAAAGAAUGAGUGCAGUGAAUGAGCGACGAAGAAUGAAGGGAUCUCCUAUUUAUAUUCACAAGGACAAUGACUGGUUACCAUCGUUGCCUCAACAUUCUUUCCAGACCUCCUUGCUGACAUUGUGAACUGGUGUUGAGAUUGUCGAUACAGUAGCGGCAACGGCCGAGGUAUGACC
Aspergillus ibericus CBS 121593 is the source of this 2468-nucleotide messenger RNA. Its product is annotated as anion exchange family protein. Gene Ontology annotation, cellular component: plasma membrane. The transcript has 7 exons. The record is from RefSeq and is a predicted model, not a curated record. Gene Ontology annotation, biological process: transmembrane transport; monoatomic anion transport; borate transport. NCBI's taxonomy places the organism in Eukaryota, Fungi, Ascomycota, Eurotiomycetes, Eurotiales, Aspergillaceae. The coding region runs from base 291 to 2042 and encodes 583 amino acids. Gene Ontology annotation, molecular function: solute:inorganic anion antiporter activity.